Wallemia ichthyophaga EXF-994 is the source of this 924-nucleotide messenger RNA. Its product is annotated as G/U mismatch-specific DNA glycosylase. The record is from RefSeq and is a predicted model, not a curated record. The coding region runs from base 1 to 924 and encodes 307 amino acids. Gene Ontology annotation, biological process: base-excision repair, AP site formation. Gene Ontology annotation, molecular function: mismatch base pair DNA N-glycosylase activity. NCBI's taxonomy places the organism in Eukaryota, Fungi, Basidiomycota, Wallemiomycetes, Wallemiales, Wallemiaceae. The transcript has 2 exons.
AUGUCAUCAUCAAAGACAUUCGAUUUAUCGAGGUUUGCGUAUAGUAAAGGGAAUUCUAGCGAUUAUACUAGUAAAUACACUCCACUCAGGAGAAGUUCAACUACUCCAUCCACCUCCACGACGCCACAGCUUAGUAGAUCGAAUACGGACACAGACACAGGAAUAGACACACCCAACAAAUCUAAAAAGAGGAAAUAUACCUACGAGCCACCGGAAUCAUUCGCUCAACUCACAGGCGUGCCUGAUUACAUGACAGAAGGGUGCGAUUUGAUGCUGGUCGGUAUAAACCCAGGCAGGACAUCAGCGACGCUUGGGCACCAUUUCGCACACCCAUCCAACUCAUUUUAUAGUUGCUUGUAUGAAUCUGGCCUUACACCAACCAAACUUCGUCCACAGCAGGAUUACACCCUCCCAGUACUCAAUUACAGCAUCACGAACCUCAAUCACCGCCCCACUGUCACUCAAUCUCAGCUAUCAAAGGCAGAGAGCAGAGCUAUGGUGCCUGAGUUGUGUUGGAAGGUGCACAAAUACAAACCUAAAUUAGUCGCACUCGUUGGAAAAUCUAUCUGGGACGAUGUACACUUUGUCUUCAAGUCCAAUUCGUUCAAUUACGACUAUAGACUUGAUAAUAAGGAUAAAAAAGUUAACAUAGUGGAAAAAUCAGGUGACUGCGAUCAUACGGCUGGAUUUCUCUUGCAGAAUUUUAAGAUAGUCCACGACGAUAACAAUGAAUCCCUUUUCUUUACCCUCCCCUCUACCAGCGGACUAGUCGCAGCUUAUCAGAAGGAGGCCAAGGUUAGAGCGUUCAAGAGGUGCAAGCAGACGCUGGAUAGAAUCAAAGAGUCAUCUUUGGAUACUUCUACCAUGCACAUCGUCGAUAGUGUCACCCUUGCUCAAACUUUCGCUCAUUUGGAUCAGCGAUAG